This is a messenger RNA of Drosophila santomea, 784 nucleotides long. RefSeq names its product glutathione S-transferase 1-like. The record is from RefSeq and is a predicted model, not a curated record. NCBI's taxonomy places the organism in Eukaryota, Metazoa, Arthropoda, Insecta, Diptera, Drosophilidae. Gene Ontology annotation, biological process: glutathione metabolic process. Gene Ontology annotation, molecular function: glutathione transferase activity. The transcript has a single exon. The coding region runs from base 44 to 718 and encodes 224 amino acids.
UAGAUCAGUCGAGAGAAAAACGCUGCCGGGUAAACCACACAUCAUGUCCAGCUCUGGAAUCAUACUAUAUGGGGUAGACCUCAGUCCCUGUGUGAGGACCGUCAAACUGACCCUGAAGGUCCUCAAUCUGGACUACGAGUACAAGGAGGUGGAUCUGCAGGCGGGCGAGCACCUGAGCGAGGAAUAUCUGAAGAAGAAUCCCCAGCACACGGUGCCAGUGCUGGAUGAUAAUGGUACCUUCAUCUGGGACUCGCAUGCCAUUGCCGCCUACUUGGUGGACAAGUAUGCGAAGUCGGAUGAACUCUAUCCCAAGGAUCUGGUCAAGCGGGCGAUCAUCAAUCAACGCCUCUUCUUUGACGCCAGUGUAAUCUAUGCCGGCUUGGCCAAUGUAAGCGGUCCUUUUUGGAUAAAUGGCAUCACCGAAGUGCCACAGGAAAAACUGGACACCAUACAUCGGGGUCUGAAGCUGCUGGAGACGUUCCUGGGCAACAGCCCCUACCUGGCCGGCGAGUCACUGACCCUCGCCGAUCUGUCCACGGGGCCCACUGUGAGCGCCCUGCCCGCUGCCGUGGACAUAGAUCCUGCGACAUAUCCCAAGGUCACCGCCUGGCUGGAGCGACUGAACCAGCUGCCCCACUACAAGGAGAUCAACGAGGCUCCAGCCCAGAGCUACGUCGCCUUCCUGCGCAGCAAGUGGACCAAGCUGGGCGAUAAGUGAGCAGCGCUCUCAAGCUCGAGCUUAAAUUUUAUUUAUCAAUGUACACCACUAUAUUUAAAACAUACA